AUGGCCCCUGGAAAUCCCAAACAAACAGCAGAUUCGGAGCUCUCGGAAAAAGAACUCCAAUCUCUGGCCCAGGCUUCCACGACCACGACCACCUCCUCCUCUUCCCCAGAAUCCACCCUCAAGGAAGCAGCCACCACCGCCUCGGCCGCCCUCUCCGCCUCAAAAGAAGCCUCAUCCCUGCGCUCCCUAGCCGCCACAAUCCAAGACCCCACGAAGCGGGAGAAAUACCUAAAAGAAGCGUUUGACAAGGAAAUCGAAGCGCAUGGCCACAGCAAGAAGGCGCGGAUCCUGAGUUCCGGCGCGUUUCAGGGGAGUGUGGGUGGAGGUGGGAUUGGUAUGGCGGUUGGAGCGGGUUUGGGGACGGUGGUUGGGACGGUGGUGGGGGGAGUGGCGACGAUUCCGACGACGGCUUUGGGGACGCUGGUUGGGGCGGGGGUUGGGGGGGUGCAUGGGCCGUGGGUGAAGUUGGGGAUGGGGAAGGGGAAGGGUGGAGAUGGGGAUGGGAAGGAGAAUGGGAAUGGGAAUGGGGACAAGGAAGAGGUGUUGGAAGAAGAUGCGGUUCCUGAUCCGGCUGCUUUGAGAGAAGCAGCGGAUAAAAUUGCUGAAGCGAGAAGACAGCAAGAUGUGGACAAGGAGAAGAAGAAGAAGAAGAAGCCUAGGAAAUUGGAAGUGAGGAAUAAAUAG
Plenodomus lingam JN3 is the source of this 684-nucleotide messenger RNA. RefSeq lists its product as uncharacterized. The record is from RefSeq and is a predicted model, not a curated record. Lineage: Eukaryota; Fungi; Ascomycota; Dothideomycetes; Pleosporales; Leptosphaeriaceae.